AUGGGGUCAGUUCCAGAUUCAGCCUCCGAAACUAUUGCUGCGACCUUUGUUCUUCCAUUGGAUUCCCACAUCAAAGACAUCGGUGCAGUUCUGAUUCAAGUUGAGGAAGCCAGCGUUCUACUAUCGCAUUUGGAGACCCGACCGAACAAGGAAUCGACGGACAAGUUCUCAUUAGAACUAUUUGUUCAGGUAACUGGAACAAUUGAACAAGUGAAGCGAUUAGCGGAAGCUCUGCGGAAGAUAUUGCCGACACUUGUCAUUCAUCAAGAGAUUGACGUCCAGGCCAACCCCCCUGUACAUGAAGACUCCGGAAGGCAAGGAGGUGAAUUGCUUCAGGUUCCUUGGUUUCCGAGACACAUUUCGGAGUUAGACAUCAUCGCCAACAACGUUUACGUGUAUGGGAAGGAUCUGGACGCCGAUUACCCGAGUUUUAAAGACGAAGAAUAUCGAAAGAGGCGUAACAUAUUUGCUGAAACUGCGUCCAAAUACAAACAUGGGACUCCAAUUCCCAGAUUUGAGUACACAACAACCGAGAAAGAAACCUGGGGCUACGUAUACAGAGAAUUGACGAAACUGUACGAAACGCAUGCAUGUAGACAGUAUUUGGACAAUCUCAAACUACUGCAACUAUUCGCUGGUUACGGAGAGCAAGAUUUGCCGCAAUUGGAGGAUGUGUCAAAGUUUCUCAAAUCUCGCACCGGUUUUACUAUCAGACCAGUCGGUGGUUACAUCUCCGCCCGCGACUUCCUAUCUGGAUUGGCGUUUCGUGUAUUCUUCUGUACGCAAUACAUUCGUCAUUCCAAGAAUCCCAUGUAUACACCUGAGCCCGAUUGCUGCCACGAACUUCUCGGUCACGUUCCAAUGCUAGCCGAUCCGGCGUUCGCCCAAUUCUCGCACGAACUUGGUCUUGCUUCUUUGGGUACCACCGACGCGGAGGUGAAAAAACUGGCUACGUGCUAUUUCUUCACCAUCGAGUUUGGACUAUGUCGCCAGGACGGUCAGUUACGGGCUUAUGGUGCUGGACUAUUAUCAUCCAGUGCGGAAUUACAGCAUGCUUUGAGCGACAGUGCUGAGGUGAGACCGUUUAUUCCCGACAAAGUUAUGCAUGAAGAAUGCCUUGUGACGACAUUUCAGAACAGAUAUUUCGAAACGGUAUCGUUCGAGGACGCCACAGAGCAGAUGAGACGCUUUGCAAAAACCAUACAACGUCCGUUUGACAUUGUGUACGACCCGAUCACAGAAAGCGUAAGGACGGUGGACAGUCUAGACACGGUGUCGUCAAUGCUGGCCAAUUUGGAGAGCGACAUAUCCACCAUUCGCCAUUCGGUUGAUCGAUUGAGGAGACACGUUGGGGACAAGAAGCCAAUUUGCUGGAUUAUGGAUAAACCCCACAUAUUUGGAGCGAAGUAA
Messenger RNA from Dicrocoelium dendriticum, 1410 nucleotides. The record is from the annotation of a GenBank genome assembly. NCBI's taxonomy places the organism in Eukaryota, Metazoa, Platyhelminthes, Trematoda, Plagiorchiida, Dicrocoeliidae.